GCGGAAAACAAAACAAAGCCCAGAUUCCUCUCCGAACAGCGCCUAUGCUUUUUUAUUCAGCUCCUCUCACCUCUUUUUUUCUUCUGUUUGGUAUUGUUGUUGUUCCCUUCUUUCUCUCUCCCCCCCUCUCUAUAGGAGGAAGAGAAGAUAUAUGCCCUGCCCAGCCCAUCUCCCUCAAGGAAAUUGCGACGAGCGACACUGCUGGCCCCUUUAAGAUUGACCUGAGACUACUUCCACACCAAGAGUGCAAGAGGAGCUAGAGAGCCUCUGGCAAGGAAGAGAUAGCAGCAGCUAGCAUUUGUUGAAGUAAGAGAGCUCAUCUCUAGCUCUCCUCUCUCUCCAGCGCGCGGCCGGUGAUGAACAGAGGAGAAUUCCAGACCUCCCUUGUCCAGCAGAUGAUCUGGAGCGGUACCGGCAGUGGCGGCGGCAAUACUGCCACAGCCAGCAGCAAUAAUAUCAUGAGCAGCUUCAAGUCGUGCCAUGAGGAUCAAGAGGCCUCCCCCAUCCUGCCCUCCUUGUCGUCUCCAUCCAUGCUCUUCCCACAGCAGUUUCUGCACACCGGUACCUCUUCAGGCCAGCUAGGUCAUAUCAACGGCGGCGCGGCUGGUUCUCUUCCAAGUCUGCAAGACGGCGGCAGCGGUCAGGAGAACCACAUGCCAGAAUCAUGGAGCCAGAUGCUUCUAGGGGGGUUAGUUGCAGGAGACCAUGAGCGAUACAGCGCCACCGCAGCUCUCCCGUCAAAGGGCAUAGAGAAUUGGGGGGAUCACGCUGAAACUGCAGCAAGUGCAUGCAUGGUGGGUGGUGGUGGUAUGAAGGAGGAGGGCUCCGCCAUGCCUCAACCUCCGUACAACUUCUAUGGGAGCCACAGCCACGUCGCUGCUGGUGACCAUGAGAUGCCGGCGCCAGGAGGGGCCAGCAAGUCUCAGCUGAGCCAGAUGCUCCUGGCCUCGUCUCCUAGGUCGUGCAUCACCACCAGCCUCGGCAGCAACAUGCUCGACUUCUCAAACAGCGCGCCACUUCCGGAGCUAAAGAGCCACCAUCAUAUCUCUGAUAACUCAUCCGAGUGCAACAGCACUGCUACAGGUUCAGCCAACAAGAAGCCUAGGGUUCAGGCCUCCUCUUCGGCACAAUCUACUCUAAAGGUGAGAAAGGAGAGAUUGGGUGAUAGAAUAACUGCUCUUCACCAGAUUGUUUCCCCGUUCGGCAAGACUGACACGGCGUCUGUACUGCAAGAGACCAUUGGCUAUAUCAGAUUCCUCCUGGGCCAAAUUGAGGCUCUCAGCUACCCCUACAUGGGCCAUGGGACCUCCAUUCAAAAUGGACCAAUUGGAGAAAGGAACCCUGCAGGGCUCUUCCCAGAAUUCCCGGGCCAGUUGCUAAACCAUAAUAACAACACUGGAGCACAGCAGCCUGCAGCAGUCCAGCCUGAUGAGCAGCAGGGUGUGAAUGACGACAUGAAGAAGGACUUGAGGAGCCGAGGGCUGUGCCUCGUCCCGGUGUCAUGUACAUCGCACUUUGGAGGGGACAAUGCCGCUGACUACUGGGCCCCGGCGCCGCUCGGUGGGAUCCUCCGCUAGAGCAUUCACCACCACUGAAGCAUGCAUGCAUAGUCGUUGUCUUGAUGUGGCGAGCUGCUGUUUCGUGCAAGUAUAUGUUCAUGAGGCCACAGGUAGACACAGCUCUCUAAGUAUCAUCACAAGGGUGGUGCAUGGUUGCUGGGAAACAUAACAUCAUGAGCAGUCAUUCUGGUAAGGGAGAAGGAUACCUGUAAGGCUGAUUGCUCUUGAUGCUAUGCGAGUAGUAUGACCUUUUUGGGGCCGCAAAGCUUCAUCUGUAUCUGCAAGGGAGGGCUUCAAGAAGAAGAUCUAGAUCUUCUCUGGUCCCUCUUGCAAAUUUAUUUCGUUGAUCAUAUGUAAUUAAAAUCUAGCAAGCUAGUUAACAUCUUUACUCAUUAUAUCUGCAAUGCUGCUCGUACAAGUUGGCCAGGACAGGAGAGCAAGUCCCGAGGUGCGGUCUUAUUGAUUUAUGCGCCGCUGGGUGUGUACUAGAGAAGUUCAUAUCACAUAUGUAUAUUACAAUAGUAAAUUUCACAACCAAAAUUUUCAACUUC
Messenger RNA from Sorghum bicolor (sorghum), 2110 nucleotides. RefSeq names its product transcription factor bHLH68. Lineage: Eukaryota; Viridiplantae; Streptophyta; Magnoliopsida; Poales; Poaceae. Gene Ontology annotation, biological process: regulation of transcription by RNA polymerase II. The transcript is spliced from 9 exons. Gene Ontology annotation, cellular component: nucleus. Bases 357 to 1577 code for a protein of 406 amino acids. Gene Ontology annotation, molecular function: DNA-binding transcription factor activity, RNA polymerase II-specific; RNA polymerase II cis-regulatory region sequence-specific DNA binding; protein dimerization activity. The record is from RefSeq and is a predicted model, not a curated record.